Molecule: messenger RNA, 2908 nt
Organism: Phycodurus eques (leafy seadragon)
Lineage: Eukaryota; Metazoa; Chordata; Actinopteri; Syngnathiformes; Syngnathidae
Gene: slc22a15
Product: solute carrier family 22 member 15
Exons: 14
Coding region: 871-2382 (503 amino acids)
Biological process (GO): transmembrane transport
Cellular component (GO): membrane
Molecular function (GO): transmembrane transporter activity
Source: RefSeq, a predicted model, not a curated record
AUGUGGAGGAAGCUUUUCAGGUGGUCGGAGAGUUCGGAGCCUACCAGAAACGAGCCGUGGCCGUCCUGGCUUUGACUCAGGCUUGAGUGUGUGUUUUUUGAGCGUUAAAAUGUGCCCCCCGGCCCAUCGGCUGCGCUCUGGCGCCGACACUGACGCACACUUUGAAUCCUUGCUUGAAUUUCUUCUUUGUUUUGAAAGUCAGCAAAAACUCAUUGAAGUCAAGUCAGCGUCCGCGUGGUUUCUUGCGCCUCUCUCCAAUAAAUGGUUAACUCGGAAUGAACGCCUCCUGCCCGAUGAUAGCUGAGAUAGGCUCCAGCACGCCCGCGACCCGCGUGAGGAGAAGCGGCUCAGAAGAUGGAUGGAAUGUCUUUGAAGUUGUCACGAGUAAGGUGCGGCCGCUCGAGGUCGCCUCAUUUGUUCAUCGACGCACACGAUAUUUGUAUAUGCGGCAUCUCAUCUUCCCAUUUGAUGACGUGAGGAGGAAUUCUUUUUCCCAGUCCUGAUGGAAAAAAUGGAAGUAUGUAUUUCUUUUUUGCCGGAGCAGAUCAAUUUGAGGAUACCUGUGAAGUUUGCAGGUGCACUAGCAGCGUAACCGUUUUAGGCUUUUCAAAAUAAAAUGAACAAAAUUAGUAAGAUUCAUAAUUGGUGUGCCAAUUUCACGAAGAACCGACUUGUGAAUGUCCAACCAACACGUAUUUAAAAUGAGAAGAAAUUAUAUCAUGAUAAUAGUUUUUAUUUCUAUCGCGAAGGGCGUGAAGAGCCCCCCGUCGAUGGCGAUCGACGUGUUGGGUACCUGUGGUAUGUGAGCGUAUUUCCAGCGUAUAGUGAGCGUCCGUGGAGUGUGGCCGUCUGUAUGUGUUCCAGGUGUAUAUGGCGUGUCAGUCCAUGUUGGUGGUUCUGGUGGGAGCAACUCCAGAGUUUCACGUGGAGAAGCACGACGGCCUCGUGUCCUCGGUCACAUUUUUCGGGGACGUGGACUCCAUCGUGACAGAGUGGCUCCUGGUCAAGCGGCAGGCCUACAAGGUCGGCUUAGCCGGAUCGCUCUUCUUCGCCGGCCUCCUGCUCGGGAGCUUCGUCUUCGGCCCGCUUUCCGACACCGUCGGCAGGAGACCCGUUUACCGGACGGCUCUGUUCUUGGAGGUGCUCCUGGGUUACGUGACGGCGGCGUCUCCCAGCUACGAGGUGUUCGCCGCGUCGCGCCUCCUGGUGGGUCUGAUGAACGGCGCCAUCGGGCUGGUCUGCUUCACCCUGACGCAGGAGUACGUGGGCAAGUCCUACUGGGCCACGACAGGGACGCUGACCAGCAUGAUGUUUGCGGUGGGCAUCGCCCUCUUCGCAGCUCUGGGUUUCGCCAUCCGGCCGUGGAGGACCCUGGCGGCGGCGGCCAACACUUGGGGGGUCCUCUGCUUCUUGCUGUCCGCAAUGCUUCCGGAGUCUCCUCGGUGGCUCUACUCUCGCAACCGCACCCGGCGGGCAGAGGAGGUCAGUCAAGGGGCUUUGGAGGGAAACUUAAGCCUGGUGAUGCGGCACGUGGCGCUGACGAACGGCCGACCCGCCCCCAACCUGACGCUGCGGCGGGCGGGCGGCGGCGGCUCGGCGGGCUUCCUGCAGCUGGCGAGCCAUCCUCUCCUCCGCCUCAGGACGCUGCUGCUCAUGUAUGUCUGGUAUGUGUGCAGUCUGGUGUAUUACGGCCUGACGCUGGGCGCCGGCGACAUGUCAGGAAGUCGUUACCUGAACGUGGCCAUGUACGGCCUGGUAGAGCUGCCCGCCUACCCGCUCUGCGUCUACUUUAUGAACAAACCCUGGGCCGGCCGGAGGAAAAGUUUGUCGGGUUUCUUAUGUUUGGCCGCAUCGGCGUGCCUCUGCACCGUCUUCGUCCCGGAGGAUGCAGGGUCGUCGCUGGGCGUGACGGCGUUGGCGCUGUUGGGAAAACUGACGGUCAGCGCGGCGUUCAACAUCGUCUACGUGUACACGUCAGAGCUGUACCCCACCGUGCUCAGGAACGCCGGUCUGGGAGUUUGCGCCAUGUCCUGCCGAGUCGGAGGAAUUCUCGCUCCGUUUGUUCCUUCCACGCGGGCGUUGGCCACAGCCAUGCCGUUCACCGUCUUCUGUUUGAGCGGCCUCUCCGCCGGAGGUCUGGCGCUCCUGCUGCCGGAGACACUGAACGCACCGCCGGCCCAGACGCUGGAAGAACUACUUCCCGGCCGCAGCAGAGUUCUGGAGAACAAGCGCCAGUUGUGGAGUUGUUUCUCCCUUACUUGUGAGCAAGCUCUGCAAUUGGAAUUCUGCCCAAAAGUCGUCUUUUUCAAGUCCACAGCGAGUUCGAGGGCCUCCCUCUUGCCACGCGCAUCCGUUGCGUUUCCCGGACACACAUUGAGCUAGCAAAGCGCCACAAUAAUGGCGGAAAACUCCCUCUCCUCUAUGAAGAUGACAAGUGACAACUUUGAAUCAAGUGUCAAAAGAAGCCACCAACGUCGUCCUCAAACUGGUGGUCUUCCUCGACGUGAGCGGGACCGGACGGGAGGUCGCAGAGACAACGUCACAAAAUUGCAAGAGCUUUUUUUUUGCAAUGCUGCCUUGGAUUGUUUCACGAUGAAACCUAUUUUUCUACAGUGAUAAUCAUUAUUCACGUGUUUGGAUAUGUUUAUAAAUGUUCUAUUUUUUCAUGAAAAGUUUGUUCUAUUCCUCAAUUAUGUUAAAUAUGUAGAAUGACAUUUGGAUGACGUCAAGUCCCUUCAAGAGAGCAUUUAGUGCUUCAUCCAUCUGGAACAUAAUGUAUAAAGUACAAAUAAUUAAAAGGGAAAAAAACACUCAAUUAGGGUGAAUUUUGGAAACAUACGCACUUUUCACAAUUUAAACAUCAUAUGUGAACCUUGAGGUUUUGAGGCCUGUACAUCACUACAGUGAU